GCAGAGACACCGACACCGACAUGAACCUGCACCAGGUGCUGACCGGCGCCGUCAACCCGGGAGACAACUGCUUCUCUGUGGGCAAUGUGGGUGAGGAGCCCUUCACGGCUUACGCUUCAGGAUGUGAUAUUGUGAUUUUAGGUAGUGAUUUUGAAAGACUUCAGAUUAUACCGGGCGCAAAACAUGGAAAUAUACAAGUCGGAUGUGUUGAUUGCUCCCUGCAGCAAGGAAAGAUCGCAGCCUCCUAUGGAAAUGUGGUUUGCAUUUUUGAGCCUGUGCCUCUCUUAAAUCGGAGAGGUAAAUAUUCUAAACCAAAUCACCAGUGGCAAAAAAGUGGCCAACUUUUAUUACAGUCGGUGGCACACAAUUUAGCAUGGGAUACACAAGGAAUUCGCCUCUUGACUGGUUCGAACGCUUUACAGUUCUGGUCCAAUGUGAAUCUAGAAAUGUGUGCGACUGAAGAGGAGGCUGCAGAUGAGACUGAUCCAAAUGAAAUCAGUGACUGGAGAUGCAUUUGGGAAUCCAAAACUGCAUCACCUAUCCACCUGCUAAAGGUUUCUCCUGAUGGUGAAUUUUUUGCUACUGCAGGAAAGGAUGAUUGUCUUGUGAAGGUGUGGUACAAUACCAGUAGCUGGCAGUCAGCUAUGAUGACGCCUUUCAUUCCAGUGGACAAACGGGAAGGAGACAUAGAUUUUUCAUUCGUGUACUUAGCCCAUCCUCGAGCUGUGACAGGUAUUUCCUGGCGGAAGACCAGCAAGUAUAUGCCAAGAGGUUCUAACUGCGAUGUUUUGUUGACCUGCUGCAAGGACAAUGUUUGUCGGAUUUGGGCGGAGACUAUACUUCCGGGUGACAGUUUGCUGUCUGGAGAAGGCCACACUCAGUGCUCUGAAUCAAUCAUUUUAACCAACAACCUCACGAGAAAUGUUCCCAGUCGGGAUAAGUUGAACAUCAAACAACUUCGAAGAGGAAGAAGAAGAUCUGGGCAUGUUGCAAAUUCUGGGUAUUUACCCCACCAGCAAGAUGCACAUGAAGUUCAUAGAAAUGCACCUGUGCAUGCAAAUUCACUGUGUCAUUUUCACAUAGCGGCUAGUAUCAAUCCAGCAACAGACAUUCCACUGCUGCCCUCCAUCACUUCGUUGAGUUUAGGCGAGAAUGAAGAAACUAAUGGACCAUUUGUAGUUCAUUGGUUGAACAACAAAGAGCUGCAUUUCUCACUGUCCAUGGAAGUAUUUUUACAACAGCUUCGUAGAAGCUUGGAGCAACAAUCCCCAGAGUCUGGGACGGAGGACUUUGGACAAGUGGAGAACAAAUCUGAUGAAGAAAAUGAUGAAAAUAAUGAGCCUCCUAAAGGAUUUAUGAGGCCUGUACCUUCAGAGAAAAAUACUGGAGAAAAGACUUUGUCAGGCCUUACACCUCUCCCAGCCGCCAUGAUUGAUCAUAAGAUUGAAUUGCUGCUCGCAGAAUGGAAUAAGAAUGCAGACAUGCUUUUCAGUAUUCAUCCCGUGGAUGGUUCUUUAUUAGUGUGGCAUGUGGACUGGCUGGAUGAAUACCAACCUGGGAUGUUUCGACAGGUGCAGGUUUCGUUCGCCUCUAGAAUUCCUGUUGCAUUCCCAACUGGUGAUGCAAACUCUCUCAGCAAGAGUGUAGUGAUGUAUGCCUGCACCAAAAAUGUAGACCUCGCUAUCGAACAAGGGAAACAGAAGCCUGCUGGAUUGAGCCACUCUACAUCUGGCAUGCUAAUCUCUGCUGGCCAGAAUAAAUCAUCUGGUAGUCUAAAACUGAGCAUUUUCACACCCAGUGUGCUUAUGAUCUCAAAGCAUGCAGAUGGGUCCUUGAACCAGUGGACUGUCAGCUUUGCAGAGGAGUCUGCAUUUUCAACUGUUCUCAGUGUGUCUCACAAAUCGCGAUACUGUGGUCAUCGCUUUCACCUCAAUGAUUUAGCUUGUCAUUCAGUUCUGCCAUUGCUCCUGACAACGUCGUAUCACAAUGCACUGCGAACACCGGAUGGUGAGAGUCUGCACGAGAACAGGAGUUUUGACUGCCUAAGGCUCAGUGGUUCACAGUCGAGAUACCAGAGACAGAGCAAUACAUUGACUACAUUCCAGGAUUCUAGUUCUAUAUACAGUGAACUAAUUCUGUGGAGAGUUGAUCCAGUGGGGCCAUUGUCGUACUCUGGAGGAGUAUCUGAGCUUGCCCGAAUCAAUUCUCUUCACAUUUCAGCAUUUUCAAAUGUGGCUUGGCUGCCUACCCUCAUCCCAAGUUACUGCCUUGGUGCAUACUGCAACUCUCCAAGUGCUUGCUUUGUGGCAAGUGAUGGCCGUUAUUUACGAUUAUACCAAUCUGUUAUUGAUGCUAAAAAACUUUUAAGUGAGCUUUCUAAUCCAGAAAUUUCUAGGUUUGUUGGAGAGGUUUUCAACAUCGUUAGCCAGCAGUCGACAGCAAGACCGGGCUGUAUUAUAGAGCUAAAUGCCAUCACUGAGCUUUAUGGAAAGGAGACACAGUUGCUUCAUGUCUUUAAGGAAGACUUCAUUCUAGUUAAUCAAAACAACAGCAUGCAGCAUAAUAAAAGAAAUCCCUCUCAGGAAACAGACCCACAGCCGCAAGCAGGAGAGCCGCAGGAAGGAUUUUCAGAGAAAUUCUUUUUGGUGGUAAUAGAGCAUAAACAGAAUAAUCGUUCAGCCCUGCACAUGUGGCAUCUACACCUGAAAUCUGUUCAGGUCUCUGUGGGUAACACACCUGAAACCUCGCCGACACCUGCAGCAGAACCAGAUAGCUCCAUCCCUGAAAAAUCACCAUCUCCUUUUCUUAAAAAAUAUCAAGCUUGCAAAGCAAAUUUACAAAGUGCCAGUAGACUGACUCUUACCUCAGAAAGAGUUUACAGUCAAGAAUUACCUCUUCCAGAAGGAGUGGAGAUUAUUAGAUGUACUCCAUCUGCAGGACACCUCAGUUCUUCGUCAGUUCAUCCAUCUUGCUUAGCACCAUAUCUUUUAGCAACUUCCUGCUCAGACGGAAAGGUUCGAUUCUGGCGCUGUCGAGCCUCUUCACAACUGGUAUCUUCUGCAGCAGGGGACACUGGGGAGAGUGGCUUGGCUUAUUCCUGGGAAGAAUGGCCACUGCUUAUUGAGGAAGGACUUCAUAGCAGCAGUGCCGUGUAUGUACCAGGGAGGCCAGUGGAUGUAAGCUGUUCAUACACAAGCCGGCUGGCUGUGGCUUACAAACAGACAAUACCAGUUAAUGGUCAUUCCAGUAAGCACUUCACCAUGCAUGUUGGAAUAUUUGAAUGCGAGUCCACUGGAGGCUCUCAGUGGAUUCAUGAGCAGACAAUCCACUUGGAUGACUUUAGCCAUAGUUGUACAACGUUGGACCCAAGAGUCAGUAUAGAUAGCAAUUUAGUGGUUUAUAAUAAAGAAGAUUUGCAUUUGAUCAAUGACAGUCAUGUGGCUUUUGACUCAAAACCUUUGGUUCACUUAGAUUGGGUCUCCAAAGAAGAUGGAUCUCAUAUCUUAACUAUAGGAAUUGGAUCCAAGCUUAUAAUGUACGGACAGAUGUCUGGAUUAGUACAAGAUCAGACAAAGAAAGAAGCACCAGCUUUUGUUGCAUUAUCUUUGUGGGACAGUGCCAAGGAAGUCUCUCGAUCUAGAUGGGUGCUUCUCAGGAGCGUGGACCUGGUGUCCUCAGUAGACGGAUCUUUAUCACUGCCUGUUUCCCUCUCCUGGGUGCGUGACGGCAUUCUUGUGGUGGGGAUGGAUUGUGAAAUGCAUGUUUAUUCACAAUGGCAACCACCUGAUAAAUUGGACACAACAGUCACUGAUGUUGAUAUUGGUAGCACUCCUUCAAUAGCUAGCCUUGCAAAAUACAGUUGUGCUAGUGGUUCCAAUCCUAGCCUGUACAAAAGAACACUGACCAGAUCGAUGACUGGGCUUGCUCAGAAAUUUUGUGGCAAAAAGAUUCCAUAUAACUGGAGUGUUGAGAUGGAGGACUCUGGCCUCUUUGAAGCAUCUCAUAAUUUAUCCCCCACUCUGCCUCAAUAUCAUCCUUUGCAGCUUUUGGAGUUGAUGGAUUUGGGCAAGGUCAGACGAGCCAAAGCCAUUUUGUCUCAUCUGGUCAAAUGUAUUGCAGGAGAAGUAAUCACUCCUCGUGACGUUCAAACUAGCCAUGAGCGUCGUCUUAGAUCUUUGACCAUCAGUGCAAGUGGCAGCACCGCAAGAGAUCCCUUAACUGCUAAUAAAAAUGAAAAUCCUGAUUACACGGAAAUAGAUUCUGUUCCUCCUCUUCCUCUGUGUGCACUUCUAGCUGCUGAUGAAGAUACUUCUCAUACCACCUUUGAAAAACCUAGCAAAAGAACUAAUUUUAGGAAGAAAAAUAAAUAUCAGUCAACAGGAAACAACUAUGAUGAACUCUUUGAGACCUCUGUUGGUACAGAAGAUUUAAGUCUCUUAGAUGUCUUUGGCGAUGUCUAUGCAUCCAAAAUUAUUGAUCUUUCUCAGUACAGUCCUACCUAUUUUGGACCCGAACAUGCUCGAGUACUAUCUAGCCAUUUGCUUCAUUCCAGUCUACCUGGACUUACCAGUAUGGAGCAGAUGUUUUUGAUGGCACUAGCAGAUACUGUUGCAACCAUCAGCACAGAUAUCGGAGAAAGCCGAGAAAGAGCCCAAGGUGGAGAGACUCUUGAUGAAUGUGGAUUGAGAUUUCUCCUAGCCAUGCGAUUGCAUACAUUCCUUUCAACAUCACUCCCUCCAGUAUAUCGGGCACAACUUCUUCGGCAAGGUUUGUCUACUUGUCAUUUUGCCUGGGCCUUUCAUUCAGAAGCUGAGGAAGAGCUAUUAAGCAUGAUCCCUGCAAUACAGAGAGGAGAUCCUCACUGGUCAGAGCUUAGAGCCAUGGGAGUCGGUUGGUGGGUGCGCAGCAACAAUACACUUCGCAAAUGCAUUGAGAAGGUUGCCAAAGCCGCUUUCCAAAGAAAUAAUGAUCCCUUAGAUGCAGCCAUAUUUUAUCUUGCAAUGAAGAAAAAGGCUAUAUUGUGGGGUCUUUUCAGGUCUCUUCAAGACAAAAAAAUGACAGAGUUUUUUGGAAAGAAUUUCACCGAUGACAGAUGGAGAAAGGCUGCAUUGAAGAAUGCCUUUGCUUUAUUGGGUAAACAGCGAUUUGAGCAGUCAGCAGCUUUCUUCCUUUUGGCUGGUUCUCUUAAGGAUGCUGUUGAGGUUUGUCUUGAAAGACUUCAUGAUAUUCAACUAGCUCUUGUAAUAUCCCGCUUGCAUGAAUCUGAAUUUGAAGUUUCAUCCACCUACAAAUCCAUACUCUUUCGAAGAUUGCUGGGAUUUGAUACGAAGAGUAAAGAAUUGAACCCAUCUUUCAUGCACCCUGAUCCUGUCCUUCGGAGUAUGGCUUAUUGGAUAUUAGAAGAUUACACAAAUGCUCUGACUACUCUAUUGGAGCAAGGAAUGAGAGAAACUGAUGACUGCAAUGGAACAACAGAAGAGUGCGACAACUCUGCGUCAUGUAACCCUGGAGUAUUUAAUUUCUACAACUAUUUGCGCACCCAUCCUCUUUUGAUGCGACGGCACUUUGCUUCCUCUGAGAAGACAGCCACCCAUAUGGGUUUAACAAUGGAAAGUGGCCUGGCCGAUAAGAUCAGUUUGGUUGAAAGAAGACUGUUCUUUACAACUGCAAAUGCACAUUUUAAAGCUGGCUGUCCCAUGUUAGCCCUUGAAGUCUUAUCCAAAAUGCCAGCAGUCAACAUGAAGUCGCAGGCUUCACAGAACAAAGGAAGUUCUCGUUUAACUAAGUUGUCAUCUUCAGUGGAAGAAUCGGAGCAAAAAUCUUUUGAUUUGGACAGGUCCCUUCCAGUUUUAAAUGGUUUUGGACAUAAGGCCACUUCAAAUUGGAUGUCAAGUGGACAAUCGGAUUCGUCUCUUAGUUUUGACUGGAGUUGCUCCUCUCAGACUAUUGAAGAAGAGCCUUUGGAGCUAAAAUGGGACAGCGAUAAGGAAGAUGAAGAGGAAGAACCUGGCUUAGCAAUGAAGGAAAUUACGCUACAAUACCCGGUUGCAGAGAAAACCAAAGAAGAACAUCACAAUAAUACACAUUUUUCCUCCUCUUAUGGUGAUGCUGAUGAUUAUUUAAGUCCAUCAAAAGAUGUAAUAGCAGCACAACUCAAGUUUGGAGCUUGCUUAAAGAUACUAACAACAGAGCUGCGUACAUUAUCCACGGGUUAUGAGGUUGAUGGUGGCAAACUUCGUUACCAAUUGUACGAUUGGCUGGAGAGAGAAAUUCUAGCUCUACAGAAGACCUGUAAUUAUAAUAUUGAUGUGGAUGGUUUGAAAAAUGGUUUUGAAGAAACCCUGGAUAAAAUGACAACCAAUGAACAGACGGAAAAUGAAAUGUAUGACCAGGAAAGAGCAAUACGACAGCAAGACUAUUUGCAACGGAAGCGGCUGUGGCUGCGGAAAAACCAGCCACUUCUGCGAAUGUUUCUUAGCUACUGCAGCCUUCAUGGGUCUCAUGGUGGUGGUCUUGCAUCAGUCAGGAUGGAGUUAAUUCUUCUUUUACAGGAAUCACAGCAGGAACAUUCUGUGAAGCAGUUUGCUAAUCCUUUGCUACAACCUGCAUCUAUACCGCUCCUAUUUGCUAGCACGGCAAGUGCAAAAAUAGUUGUAGCCAACCCUGUACUCCAUCUGAGUAACCUUACACAUGACAUCCUGCACACCAUUGUGGAGUUUGAUUCUCCUCCACAUCCAGACAUCAAAAACAGUCAGAUAUACGUAAUGCACACUGUAGCAGCUUCUCUUUCUGCAUGCCUCUAUCAGUGUCUUUGCAAUGGCCACAGUUACAGUUCUUCAUAUGCAAACCGAUUCACUGGAAUGGUCUAUCAGGGCUUUUUCUUUACACAGCAACGCUCACACAGAGCAGCAAGUUUAGAUGGCACAGUGUCUCCCAAUACAUCCCCUCAUCAGUGGCCAGGUAUAAAGCAGUUAAUCCACCUAUUAAAUUCUGCUGGGGACGAAGACAGGCCCAAAUUAGCAGUCCUGCUGUGUGAGGUCUUGACUGCAGUUUACUUCAGUCUUUUUGCUCAUGGCCUGGCAACACAUGCCAGCAAUGAGCUUUUCCGACUUGUAGCUCAUCCUCUUAACAGCAACAUGUGGGCUGCAGUAUUUGGUGGAGGUGCCCAAGUUCCUGUGAAAAGCAACAGCCAGUCUACACAUAGUACAGUGGUUGCUGCUCCUCCUGAAGAUAAACGUCACAGUCGCUUCAAACUCUUGACGUCCCAAUCAGAAAGCAGAGAGUUCAAAGCACCUGAGGUAUCUGCCUCUCCCAUUGUCAACCAGGAGCUUCCAAAUUAUAAAGAGAAGUUCAUCCCACCCGAGCUCAGUAUCUGGGAUUAUUUUAUAGCAAAGCCCUUUGUUCACCCAUUACAAAGCAUAAUAGAGUAUGACUCAGAAGAUAGCCAAGACAGUGAUGAAGAGGAAGAAGAUGCUUUUGCUACAGACACACAACUACAGGAACACUCCAAUCCUAAUUCUUUCAGCUGGUCACUGAUGCGAUUUGCUAUGGUGCAAUUGGUGUUACGCAAUAUCAAAAACUUUUACCCAAUGGCAGGGCUGGAGCUUUCAGAGCUUCCUGUUUGCUCCCCAAUUUGCCACAUUAUUUUGAAGACUCUUCAGCGUUGGGAGCAAGUGUUGCUUCGGCGGCUUGAAUUGUUUGGUGGCCCUCCUCCAGACUUCAUCACCCUGCAUGGCACAGUGUCUGCUGGACCUGCUAUUCUACUCCAUAAAAUGCUGCUGGAGCCCUCAAAUACACCCUUCAAGUCAAAGCACCAUUCUGCACUUCCUGUAAAGAGACUUUGGCAAUACCUCUUGAAACAGGAGGAAGUUCAAGACACCUUCAUUAGAAACAUUUUCACAAAGAAAAGAGGUCCAAAUGAGUCAGUAGAGACCUCCAGUGAAACAGUCAGAAAUACUAUGACGGAGCAACCUAACACCAAUAAGAUGGAAACUGAUUCUGCUUACCCUGGUGGGAGGACAAGGAUUGUACAUAAGGAAUCUGACAUAAUUACAGCAUUUGCCAUUAAUAAAGCUAAUCGGAAUUGCAUAGCAGUAGCCACUAGUCAUGAUAUCCAGGAGCUUGAUAUAUCUGCAAUCCUGGCUACCCAGAUCUACACAUGGGUGGAAGACGACUUGGAUCAAGAAUCAAAGUUGGAUGAUUUCCUGCUGGUUCAUACUCGAGAUGAUUUGAGUGAUAUCCAGGGCAGCACGCCUUACACUCCCAGUGUUCCUGGUACCCCCAUAAACAUGCCUUGGCUAGGCAGUACACAGACCGGUAGAGGGGCAUCUGUGGAAAAAACAGCUAAGUUUAAUGGAAUCAGAAAGGAUUUUUCAAAAAAGCAGAUGAUCAAACGGACUAUGAAUAAUGCCAGGAGGAUGGCUUCCCAUCCAACAUUACCUUACUAUCUAACGGGUGCUCAAGAUGGAAGUGUUCGGAUGUUUGAAUGGGGUCACUCACAUCAGAUAGCGUGCUUCCGAUCUUCUGGCAAUUCCAGGGUUACCAGAAUACGAUUUAAUCAUCAGGGUAACAAGUUCGGUAUUGUUGAUGGAGAUGGAUUCUUGAGUUUGUGGCAAUCAAACACAAUUGCACUGGGAGUCACGCCAAAACCUUACCUGACUUGGCAGUGCCAUAACAAAACUGCAAAUGAUUUUGUUUUUGUUAGUUCUUCUACUUUAAUAGCAACAGCGGGACAAUCCAGUGACAAUAGGAAUGUCUGUCUUUGGGAUACGCUGGUGCCACAAAGUAAUAACUUAGUUCAUGCUUUCAUAUGCCAUGACAGCGGAGCCACAGUGCUGGUGUAUGCACCAAAGCAUCAAUUUUUGCUAUCUGGAGGAAGAAAAGGUUUGAUUUGUAUAUUUGAUCUACGUCAGCGACAGUUCUGUCAGACCUUACAUGCCCACGAAUCGCCUGUCAAAGCAAUUGCUGUGGAUCCAACAGAGGAAUAUUUCAUUACUGGGUCUUCUGAGGGUGACAUGAAGGUCUGGCAUUUUUCCACUCAAAAAGUGCUUCACACAUUUGCAAGCGAGCACUCUCGCCAGUCAAUCUUCAGAAACAUAGGAACAGGAGUCAUGCAAAUCGAGAUUGGACCAAGCAAUCAUAUGUUCUCUUGUGGAGCUGAUGGGACAAUGAAGAUGAGAAUCCUGCCAGAUCGCUUCAGCACAGGGAGUGGAAAACUAGAUAUCUGGCAAAAUGAUGUUAAAUUUAUACUAUGAUAUUGACAUUAUCAGCACAGUCCCUUAUAGUUUAUAUUCAGUGGUAUACCUGUAUAAAAUAUUUUGUGUAACACAUUGGUGUGUAUCGAGCACUGGUGCCACAUAAAGAGGAUCCCUUUUGAGCUGAAGUGUUUUUUUUUCUUUAUAUUUUAAUUCUUAAUGCACUGAUGCCUUAAGAAGAUUGUCAGCUUAUGAAUUUUCAAGAAUAAUUAGAGCUAAGAAAUGUUGAAUCUAAAUAAGUGUCAAAAUAUAUGAAGUAAUUUUAUUGUACAAAGAAGGUAAAACAUGUUGCUGCUAAAAGGCUUUUCUUUCUUGAGACAGGCUGAUGGUAUUUUUGAAGUGUCAAAAUAUGUACAGUGCUUUAAGAAGAAGAAUCAAAAGGUAUAAAAUACAAUUAUCUUUUUUACGCUCGUCUUAGAGUUUGUAUGAUAUUUGAAACUGUGACCGUUCCUUGUUGAUUUGCCGUAGAUAACCCCUGAAAUACAAGCUAUAAAUAUUUAGGUUCUGCUUCUAUUUUUAACAUGUGAGCUAGUGUUCUAAGAGUUUGGGCAGCAAGUCAGAAUAUUACAAAUCUUGCACAGCAUUUUACUAUAAAGUUGAAGGUAAAAAAUAUACAAAUUUGUUCUGCCAUGAACCAGAGCUGUAAUUCAGAUUUAACCAUUUUAAAUCCACUAAAAUUAAGAAUGAACAAUUCUUCCAACAAGUCUUUAACAUUAAAAUGAUUAAAAUCAUGUUUUCGGUUUGUGCACCCAAUAGUACAAGCAGGCAGUGCUGUAACUACAGUUAAGCAGAAAAGCAAGCACUUGUUUCCAUACCUCAACCAUCGGUGCUCUGAGUUGACUACUGGCUGCUACAUCUCUCUGGUUUUCUCUCUCCCAGAGGGAAGUGCCUGGCUCCCUACUUCACAUCUGAGGUUGGGAAACCAGUAUUGUUGGAAACUGUGGGCACUACUCAUGCACCUCCAAUUUUAUUUUCUCUCCUACAUCAUCAGAGUAUUUCCCAACCAGAAAGACAGCAGUUAACUUGCACACAAGCUUCUACCAGUGCCACUCUAACAGUUCAUUAAUUAGUGUUCUCAAACUAGGAUUAGAGUUAUUAGCCAUCUUUUUAAAAAAGAAUAGUGUCCUUAUUUUUCUAUUUUUCUCCCCAUUGAUAUAUCUCUGCUCCUGUUUCCAUCUUCAUACUGAGUGCAUAUCCAUGGGCACUUCCUGACACCCAGCCCAAAAGGCAAUUACUGGCAGUGAGUGUUGGCAGUGAAUGUUGGAAGUGGCACAGUGAAGCCUGACCUCUGCUCCUCAGCUGUCACAUUUAUGUACACUACCAGUAAAUGAUGCUGUAGAUGGACCAGGAGCAGAAACCCUAGAAGAUUUCCCUCUCCCUAUCCCUGGCUGAGACAGCAAACUAAGCACAGAACGGGAUUUUAGCUGUAGCUCUAACCAUCACACCAUCCCAUCAGGGCUGUUCCUCACUGUCUGAAUUUACUUUUCACCUUGCAUUGAAGCAUCUAGCCCAUAAUCAGCACCUUGAUAUUAUAUAUUAGCCAAGAUUGAUAAGUUUCCAUGGAAGGAAUUACAAGCACAAAACUACAUCCUUGCCAUUCCAAUGCAUUUGGCAGUUCAACCACAAAUUGGGGAAAACGUCUACUAAAUUAUGUAUGUAAAAUUCUUAAAAGAAUGUGAAUGUAUUAUUCAUGAGACUUGGAAAACCUUUUGAUCUAUUCUAUUUUGAAUAAUAGACCAGACAAAUAAAAAUGAAAUUGAAGAUUAAUUCUGCAUUGAAGAAUGAUCUUGGCACCCCUUGGAUGGAAAGGGUUAAAGAAAUUCAGAGUUGCUCACUGUAAAUAUUCAGAAUUAUACCAGUUUUCUGAUUUUUUUUAAAUGCAGUGCUUGAUGGAAAAUAAGCCACACUGGAUUUAAAAUUGUUGCUUGGCAUUCUGAAUGCUAAACAGUUCAAAUAAAACCUUGUAAUCUAUACAACUGAUAUAAUAUAGUCAUCGCCCCACAGGCAGAUAGCAUAAGUAAGUUAUCACUUUUUUUUUGGUAAACGCUGAACCAAAAUCCUCAACCUGAGCUUUACCUGUAGCUCAUAUGACAUGUACAAGAUAGUAAACUGCUUUUUUGGCUGUCUUGACCAGACAGUUGGACUGGUUGAACACUGAUCUUGGGGACCAUAAGUCUGUGGAUGUGAACCUAGGUGGAUCCAUUCAGCCUUAAUUUUCUCAAGCUCAAUCAAAUAAAUACCAUGUCUAAAUUGGGGAGGGGGCAGAAGGAAAAUGUGGUCUCUCUGGAGUUGACUAGUAUCAGAGGGACACAUCUAACUCAAUCCUGGUAGGUCCACCUACCAGACAUUGUCGAUAGUUGGAGACAAUGGAAUGUAGAAAUGUCCUCAGCCCUAUGAGGUACAAAGGCAGGGUCCCAGCUGGACAUGUUUGAUCAUAGUUGCCUGGCUUCACACUGGUGAACUGCAUACUUACCAACCAAAUAUUCUUUUUGCUUUGCUCCACACCAGGACCAACAAGUCUGAAACCUGAUCCCUUUCUGAUAUUUGUUAAUUUGUCUGGAACAUGCAGAAACCCAUUACCUUGCUUAAAAGUAUCCAAACCUGACUGAGAGCCAUGUACAUAUUGCAUCUUCACAUAGGAAUUUCCCUGUGUCUGUAAUGAACCCUCUUCCUGAGAGACACAUCCUGCUUACUUCAUUCCAUUAGGUGCAGGCUGGUGAGAGCCAAGGCUUGGGGACCCCCAAUUGUGUGUUGGGGUACUGUUGGAGUUGAAUCAACUAAAACCCAAUAGUUUGGCCUGCUACUGUCCAGCUAGGACCACCCUAUCCAUUAGGGCUUUGCCUUGGAAGUUAACAGGAGCCAUGUGGGAAGGAUCCCUAUUCCCAAGUUCUGCUGGUGAGGCUGGCUGGCUGGACUGCCAUCAGCAGUGCUCGGAGGUCCUGCAGACCUGCAGGGCUGAGGAACUUUGACUUGAUUCCAACAUUCCAUUACCAAGCAUGUCACCUUGGAGCCCACUCAACUCCAAGGAGACCCCACUUACCUCACCCUACAAGAAACGUGGCUCAGAUCAGGCAAUGGGCAUAUCUUCGAAACAUAGAUGUAAACUUGUACAGUCUGUUGUGUGGAGCAUUCAUACAUUUUGCCACUCUUUCAUUGUGACAAUUUUUGUGUUAGGUCCAGAAAUAUCACAACUCAUGUUUUAUCCCAACUGUCUUGUUCCUUGUUAAAUUGAAUAUUAUAUCAGAUAAUUAUUUGUUAAAAAUCAAAAAUAAAUUUGGCUAAUCAAAGGUAUUUAGAAGGAUAUUGUGAAAUCGUUGAUAAUUUUACCUUUUGCUGGUUAAACAGCAGCUAUUUCCUCAUCAAAUUACAAAUCCUGAUUGAAGGUAUACAGAAAUACAAGUUGAAUCUUGUAUAGUACAGCCCAAAAUACAGAAAUAAUUUUAAAAAUACUUUAGAACAAAGCUUUGUAGAUCCACUAAAUUGAUUGGUUUUGUCACGUACAUGCAGAACUGAGAAUGAUUUAAUGUAAAGAAGAAAAUGUGCAAACAUUUCCUAUUUGUAAUAAGUUCACUUAUUGUGAAUAGCAGCACAUUGUUUUAUGGGAGAUAACCUGGGUAUAGAAACAAUAAAACAUUUUAUGUAUUGCUAAACAAAGAGGACUGAAAUUCGAUGUUAGGUUUUGUAAUGGAUUCACUUUGUAUGGAUUAGUAGGACUAAGCAUGAAGUCAGUGUAAUUGUAACUUUAGUAAUCAUCAUAAUUUCAUGUUGCAUUAUAAAUUUUAAUGACUAUGCAUAGCUAUUUCUUGCUUUGCAGAUACUUUUGUAAAUGGUCAUUACAUGCAAGCAUUAAUAGUAUUUUUAGUCUGCACAUGAAGAAGGACUUAUUGGUUUGUAUUAGUUAAUUUUUUUGUUUAUAUGCUCAGGAUAUUUUCCUUGAUCUUUAUGUCGCUAAAGAUGUUUGCGUACAAACAUUUAUCGCUGAAAAUUUAAUUUUAUCCUUCAGAUAACCAAGAGUUUGUGUGUAUUUAAUAGUAGUGGGUUACCAGUGUAAGUGCUAACAAUUGAAGAGUACUGAAGAAAUAAAUCUCGAUCAUUUUAAUUGUGCAAUAAAAUAUGCUAAUAUUUUAUUAUAGAAGAAAAUAGAUGAAACUUCACAAGAAACCUAUUUUGUCCAUUUUCCUACUUGCCUAUAUUAUACUGUAUACCAUAGUAACCAACUACAAAGAAAAUACUGCACAAACUGGUAAUUAAGACUCCCACAUGCUAGGAGUAUUUGGACUUAACAUCUUCGGCAAGUAAAAUAACUUUUUUUUACUUGAAAUAAUAGAAGAGCCCGUGUAUAAUCCAAGUAACAAAUUACUUGUGCUCAUUUUGUGCUUAUGUUGUGGUAUUUUUCGGCUUCAUUCACCAAGCGGAUCUUUCAAUCUGUAGAAUUGGACUUCCCAUUACAUUGCACUUUGAAAGAACACUGCACUUAAGUGAGCAGAUCCUCAGUAGCUGGCCUUUGUGAAUUUUUUUUUAAAUCAUGUUAAUCAUGUUGUAUUUAACGUGUAUAAUUGUUACAAUAAAAUGUCUAUAGUAGAAAAGCAAAGUGUUUGGUACAAUCUUUCUAAUCGGGAUAUUAUCUGAACAUUCAAUGUAAGACUUAUAUCUUUUGUAACUUGACAUUAAAGAGCA
Molecule: messenger RNA, 13931 nt
Organism: Callorhinchus milii (elephant shark)
Lineage: Eukaryota; Metazoa; Chordata; Chondrichthyes; Chimaeriformes; Callorhinchidae
Product: dmX-like protein 1
Exons: 45
Coding region: 21-9254 (3077 amino acids)
Biological process (GO): vacuolar acidification
Cellular component (GO): RAVE complex
Molecular function (GO): protein binding
Source: RefSeq, a predicted model, not a curated record